AUGAAACAGCUGCAACAGCUGUUAAGAAUCAGUGUUGGUUUGCGACCAAGAGCGAAAGAUGACCGAGACGUAUCCAAUGAUGGACGCGGCAGACACCGCGACUCGGAGCGCAACAGGGAUAAGGAGCGUGACAAGGAGCGUGACAAGGAGCGCGACAAGGAAUACAGCAAGAGCGAGCGCCACCAUCGCACCAAAGAGAGCAACAAGGAGAGCGACUAUAAGCGCGAACGUGAACGUGAGCGUGAGGAGCGUCGCCAUGGCAGUGGCAGCGGUCGGGACAGAGACAGAGACAGGACUGGCUCCAGGCAUCAGCAGGGUAAAGAGGCGCGCUAUAGCGACAACCCGCGCAACUAUAACUCCUCCUCCUCCACAUCUUUGACGUACAAAUCUCAGUCACAGUCACAGCAGCUGCAGCAGCCGCAGUCGCGUCGCUCCUAUGACGAUCGUAACAGACGUCGCUCUCGUUCCCGCUCGAGAUCUGGAUCCCGCACACGCACGCCCAUCGAGGCGCCCGGCAGCCGCCGGCGUCAUGCGACGUCUCAGCCAACACGCAAAUACCGCAGACGUGGCUCGCACGAUUCCAGCAGCCGUUCCAGAUCGCCACCCGCUUUAAAGUCCAGCGAGCCGCUGUUGAAGGCCGCCUAUCCCUCGUCUGGGCUGCUUGGCAAGCCGCCGGGUCAUGGCAUGCCAUACAACCCACCUGGUGGUGGUGGUGGUGGGUGUGGUUCGGCAGCCUCGAUAGCAGCUGCAACAGCAGCCGCUGUGACAGCCAACAUGUCGUCGGGAGGCGGUGUUCCCGGAGGUGGGCUACUGCCCACGCCGAAUUAUGCGCCCAAAAUACCAUCGUUAAUGUCGCUCGAGCUGAAUACACCGCCCAGCGCCCUAGUCGAAUCGCAGUCGUCGGCUGUGCAACUGCCCAAGUACUAUAAUCCGGGCAUUAUCAAUGCCAACCGCUAUGCCGAGCAACAGCAGAAGCGGAAGCUGUUGUGGGGGUCCAAGAAGAGCGAGGAUUCGGCCAACAAGUGGGGCAAUGCGCAUUUCUCUCAGGACUCCGAUGGCAAGGUGGCAUCCAAGUUUAUGCGGCUCAUGGGCAUCAAGAAUGCCACCAACAACAAUACAAAUCCCAGCAACAACAACAACAACAGCCAAAACAAUGGCGGACCCAAUGCGGAUGCAACGACUGACCCAACCUGCAGCAGCAGCAAUGGUAAUGGCGGUGGGGGAUCUGUGCCCACCGACGUCCAGCUACGCCAGCGCAUGUUCUCCAACAUGGAGCAGCAGUACGAGGUGGCACGCGCCGCCACCCAUACGAUGCGGGGCGUCGGCCUUGGCUUUGGCUCGCAGCCGCGCAGCUUUUGAGGCGUUCGAGUGGAUGCUGUAAAUAGAAGGUUAAGAAACUCGUUAAGUCACCCGCAAGAACUAUUCUAAAUAUAUCUGUUCGCAAUAUUUAUUUGUGUUAACUACAAAUAUCUU
Drosophila arizonae is the source of this 1473-nucleotide messenger RNA. RefSeq lists its product as uncharacterized. NCBI's taxonomy places the organism in Eukaryota, Metazoa, Arthropoda, Insecta, Diptera, Drosophilidae. The record is from RefSeq and is a predicted model, not a curated record.